Molecule: messenger RNA, 759 nt
Organism: Eruca vesicaria subsp. sativa (arugula)
Lineage: Eukaryota; Viridiplantae; Streptophyta; Magnoliopsida; Brassicales; Brassicaceae
Source: the annotation of a GenBank genome assembly
CAUCUAGUUGUUGUUAUCUCCACACAAAAAAAUGAGGAACCUAAUUAGUUCUCUCGAACUCUCAUCUCUUACACUUGAAGACCCAUGGCCUGCUUUCUAGCCAAUUUUUUCAGGAGAAUCUUUUUUUUAAUCUUUGUUUCUUCAUCAUCUUUAUAAACGUUUUCUUAAAAUCAUGGGGACUGGAGAGAAAACCCUGAAAAGCUUCCAUUUACAUCGCAAACAAACGGUCAAAACUAAAAAUGUUCCAAAAGGAUGCUUAGCCAUCAAAGUUGGAUCUCAAGCAGAAGAGCAACAGAGAUUUGUAGUUCCUAUUUGGUAUUUUAAUCAUCCAUUGUUCAUGCAGCUCUUGAAAGAAGCAGAAGAUGAGUAUGGAUUCGAUCAAAAGGGCACCAUCACGAUUCCUUGCCAUGUGGCGGAGUUUCGUUACGUUCAAGCUUUGAUUGAUGGAGAGAGAUCUGUUUAUCAUGGUAUUAAGAGCCAUGAUCAUAGACAUAACGGUCGUGACCAGUAUAAUCCUCUUGUUGGAUGUUUCAGAGCGUGAUGGAUGAUGAUAGAUGAUGGAAUGACGAUGGUGAAUGAAUCAUUGUAUGUUUUUUUAAAGUUUCAAUACUUUCUCUUAGUCAAUCUUGUGGAGUUGAGGAGCCUAAACGGGCCUAACCCAAGAAUGAAGUGAAUUUUCUGUUUUUUUUUUUCAUAUCGAUUAUAAUAUAUUUUCUGUAAUUUGUAGAGAAUUUUAUGUGAAAUGAAGUUAAUUUCUAU